Colius striatus (speckled mousebird) is the source of this 2880-nucleotide messenger RNA. RefSeq names its product PMS1 homolog 2, mismatch repair system component (gene PMS2). NCBI's taxonomy places the organism in Eukaryota, Metazoa, Chordata, Aves, Coliiformes, Coliidae. The record is from RefSeq and is a predicted model, not a curated record. Bases 61 to 2673 code for a protein of 870 amino acids. Gene Ontology annotation, cellular component: MutLalpha complex. Gene Ontology annotation, biological process: mismatch repair. Gene Ontology annotation, molecular function: ATP binding; ATP-dependent DNA damage sensor activity; mismatched DNA binding. The transcript has 15 exons.
GCCUGCGGGAAGAGGGGUCCCUGAGGCGGCGGCGGCGCAGUCUGGCCCGAGGGGCUCCUGAUGGAGGCGGCGGCGGCAGCGGCAGCGUGCCUGCAGCCUGCCAAAGCCAUCAGGCCCAUCGACCGUAAAUCCGUUCAUCGGAUCUGUUCGGGACAGGUUGUGCUGAAUCUUGGCACUGCCGUCAAGGAGCUGGUGGAAAACAGCCUGGAUGCGGGAGCUACCAACAUUGAUGUAAAACUUAAAGAUCACGGAGCAGAACUGAUUGAGGUUGCAGAUAACGGAGAUGGAGUAGAAGAGGAAAACUUUGAAGGCUUGACUCUGAAACAUUAUACAUCAAAGAUACAAGAUUUUUCUGAUCUAAUACAUGUUGAAACAUUUGGGUUUCGAGGUGAAGCUCUGAGUUCGUUGUGUGCAUUAAGUGAUGUUACUAUUUGUACUUGUCAUAAGUCUGCAAAGGUUGGGGCUCGUUUGGUGUUUGAUCACAAUGGUAAAAUCAGUCAGAAAGCGCCUUUCCCACGGCAGCAAGGAACGACUGUUAGCAUUCAGCAGCUCUUUUACACGCUGCCCGUGCGGCACAAGGAGUUUCAAAGGAACAUUAAAAAGGAAUAUGCAAAAAUGGUCCAGGUACUGCAGGCCUACUGUAUUGUUUCAAAAGGAGUGCGGAUUAACUGCACUAAUCAAGUUGGCCAAGGGAAAAAAAGCUCUGUGGUAUCAACUACUGGAAGUCCUAGUUUAAGGGAAAACAUUGGAGCUGUAUUUGGGCAAAAACAGUUGCAGAGCCUCAUUCCAUUUGUUCAGGUACCUCCUAAUGAAGCUGUUUGUGAAGAAUAUGGAGUCAGUGCUGCUGACAUGCCCCAAAAUUUGUACAGUAUUACAGGCUUCAUUUCUCGUUGUGAUCAUGGUGUUGGAAGGAGUACAACAGACAGACAAUUUUUCUUUAUCAACCAACGUCCGUGUGAUCCAGCAAAGGUUGUCAAGCUUGUGAAUGAAGUUUAUCACUUAUACAAUAAACACCAGUAUCCAUUUGUUGUCCUUAACAUUUGUGUAGAUUCCCAGUGUGUUGAUAUCAAUGUAACUCCAGACAAAAGGCAAAUUUUGCUGCAGGAGGAAAAGCUUUUAUUAGCAAUUUUAAAGGCUUCUCUGACAGAGAUGUUUGCUAGUGAUGUGAACAAACUGAAUGUUAAUCAGAAACUUCUGGACAUUGCAGGCAACUUGAAGAAGACUCAUCCUGAAGAGACAGAAAAGUCUCAGGUAGAAAUGCUGCCUGACUCUGAGACUGAAAAUCCAAGUGGUGAAGGAAAAAGAAAAAUGACUCUUGCCAGAUUAAGGGAGUCAUUCUCUCUCCAUCAAACAACUGAGAGUAACUCUCGAAGUCAUAAAAAGAUGAAACAGCGUCACAGCUCCCUUAGACAAAUGUCAAUUGAUACCUCUUGGAAUAAAGAUUCUGAGAGUUGUCAUAAGGUGGACUCCAAGAUGUCAAUUCCAAGCACAUAUCUGAGAAAAUUAGAAGAUAAUGCAGAUUCUGGAUUCUAUAGCACUUCUGAGUCAGAUGCUGGCUGUAAUACACCAGAAGCUGGGACCUGUGUCAAUAGUGAAAGUGUAAUUAAUCCUCCCAAAGAAGAGUUCUGUAGCUCAGAAGAAAAGCUUCCAAAUGAAUGUCUUAAAAAUGUUGGAUGUAGUGAGAAAUCAUUGGAAUGUGAUGUUCAGAUCUUGGGCACUGAACAUGAGUUAAAUCAAGUGAAUGACUGGACUAAUCAAAAUAAGUUGUCUCAAGAAGACAAUAGCUCUUCCCCAAGAGCAAAACGUUUUAAAAGCAGAAGCUUUAAAAGUGAAGCAGUUGACUUGAAGGCAGGUAAAUGUCCUGAAGCGAAGAAUACUAGGAACUAUAUGCCAAGUGUUGAUGUACUAGUGGAAGUUAAAAAGAAAACUGUGCCACUUGAAUUCUCUAUGAAGGUUUUAGCAGAAAAGGUAAAAAAGUUAAUACAGCAGCAACAGAAAAAUGCAGAAACACAAAAAUACAGAAGAUUUAAAGCAAAAAUUAAUCCCGGAGAAAAUAAAGUAGCAGAAGAUGAAUUAAGAAAAGAGAUCAGUAAAGAAAUGUUUGCAAAAAUGGAAAUCAUUGGCCAGUUCAAUUUGGGGUUUAUAAUAGCAAAGUUGAAUUCUGAUCUUUUCAUAAUUGACCAACAUGCUACUGAUGAGAAGUACAACUUUGAGAUGUUACAACAACACACUGUUCUUCAAGGUCAGAAGCUGAUAGCGCCUCAACAUCUCAAUUUAACAGCUGUAAAUGAAUCAGUGUUGAUUGAAAACCUGGAAAUAUUCAGAAAAAAUGGAUUUGAUUUUGUCAUAAAUGAAAAUGCUCCUGUAACUCAAAGAGUUAAAUUAGUGUCAUUGCCAACAAGCAAAAACUGGAGUUUUGGUCCACAAGACAUAGAUGAGCUGAUCUUCAUGCUAAGUGAUACCCCUGGAGUCAUGUGUAGGCCCUCCAGGGUGAGACAGAUGUUUGCUUCUCGAGCUUGCAGAAAGUCUGUGAUGAUUGGAACUGCAUUGAAUGUGCAGGAAAUGAGAAAACUGAUCACCCAUAUGGGUGAGAUUGAGCAUCCCUGGAACUGCCCCCAUGGAAGACCUACUAUGAGGCACAUAGUCAGUUUAGACUUGAUUUCACCAGAAUAAAUCAGGUUCUGUUUGUUAACAUCUUUUAUUGUAAUUCUUGGUGAUAUUUUGAGCUUUUAUCAUGACUCUCAUUUUGAGUAAGAAAGUUUUAAUCGAUUUUUACAUUUGAAGACAAUUAACACUUAGAGGCAUUUAGCAGAGUUUCAUUGCUAUUCCUGUCAACAUUGACAUACUGGAAUUCAUGUGUAAAUAACAUUUCUUUUAUUG